UUCACGUUUAUUUCCAUUAAUAUAGGCCAAUUAUACGACCAAAACGACCAAGUGUUGGUAGAAAUAAGUAAAUAUCAAUCCGCAAAGCUACGAGUUUUCUUUUAGCAUUUAACAAGCCCGUCUCUUCACAAUUGCAAUUGUCGUUGCAUCAUGGAGUUAGUUUACUUGAAUUCAAUAAUGGUUAUCAGUAGCGUGUUUUGGAUUAUUCAAAUUUGUGUAGUGGAGGGAAGAUCAAUGGGCAAAAAAAUACAAGAUCUUCAAUAUGGACUGAACAAUGUGAAAAUUAGGCUGAAUCUUCGGUCGAAUGAUAUAAUUGAACUUCAAGAAUCUGUAGCAGUACUAAAUAUGUCAUUGUUGAAUAUUGAUCAAUGUCCGCGUGGUGGAAUUAGCCAGAACGACAUUGAACGCAAUCUUGUUGUCGAUACGGAAGAGCCAAAGAGGAGAGUAAAAGAUAAGAUAUUGGUCGAUGCAUUUAAAGAAGAGAAAUCGUGGAUACGCGAAGAAAUAAAAUACCAGAGGAGUAUGGAUGAUAAUAUUUCCAGGAGGCUCGGAGACGUGCGACAACAGAUUACAAAUACAAUGGUCGUUUUAACUGACAGAGCUGAAGCCUUUGAAAGUCAGGUUGAAAGGAUGAUUACAACUGAGACCAGAAAACUGAAUUCAUCGAUAUCACAUACACUAAAUGACUUAACAUCUGAAGUGAAAUUAUUAAAAACGCGUAUUUUACAGAUUGAAGAAACAGCAACAGCUUUCAAAGAAACUGUUGUCGAUAUUCGCAAGCAGUCAGCAACGAAUUGGGCAAAAUUCACUAACCUUGAAUCCAAGAUCAAUGAUAAAAUACAGGAAAUGAAAAUGGAACUAGCAGCCAGGGCAACAUGUCCAUCGAAAUGGAAAACUUUUAUGGGAUAUUGUUAUCUUCUGUACAAAAAAGCGGUCAACUUUAACUUGGCAGAGACAAUUUGUUCACAGAGUUCCGCAUUCGUCGCUGAUAUUCAGUCAGAGGAUGAACUGAAUUAUUUAACAAAGAUGAGCGGACGGAAAAUAUGGAUCGGAAUUACUGAUAAAAAUGCUGAAGGACAGUGGACAGUGGUCCGAAAUGGAAAGCGUGUUGAGUUCACGAAUUGGUAUCCGGGCCAGCCUCAAAAUUUUGCCGAUUAUGAUGAGGACUGUGCAGCUAUGAAUUUGGAUGAACCAUGGCAUGACUAUAAAUGUAGUCACACUUUUGCGUUUGUUUGCAAGAAAAUGGUAACGUGACUUCAAAGACAUAGACAUGUUUUAUAUAUCUGCUAACGCUAAUUUGUACGGAUGUAUUUGUUUCAGUUUGGUUAGAUAUGGCCUAAAGUUUUGUUCAGCAUGUUCUAAACUAAUUUGCUCAUAUCAAUGAACGGCUAUACAAUAUUCAAUAACUACUGAAACCUAUAGCACAUAUUAUAUAUAUAUAACAGUUAAAGUCUCAUAAUUCCUUUGUUCAAAAUGUGGAUGCCACAGUUUCCGUAAAAAACAUAAGAUAUAUUUACUUCCUGUUGAAUACCUUUUCCAAUAACUGUUUUGUAAUAUUUGUCAAAGGUGCAAUAUAGAGAGUCUCAUUGAAUCGAUUGUUUCUGAUUACUUCCCUCUAUAGAUAUAACGGUAGAAGUUCAUGUGUAUUAUUACAAGUGGCGCAUUUACUACCGUGCUAUUAUACAAAACAUCCAUUUGGACAGCUGUUUCUUCAGUUUUUAAUAUAAAAUCUAGAGCCUUAUGGAAUUUUAAUUGAAGUUUUAAAAAUAAAAGUUGAUAAGUCAUUUCUAGAUAGUUACCGUACAUUGUAGAGAUAAUUCCUAGGGCUAUGUGUUGUACAUUGUAUGUGUACCAGGAACUAAUCAUUUAACAUUUUACACCCUAAAAUGGAAUUACUAGUACUCGAGUUUGAAGUAUGACUCUGAUCUUAUUUUAAAUAAAGUACUGUUAUGGUUUUAUUUGCUUGUAUAUGAUUAUGAUUUCGCUUGAGUUAUUCUCGUUUUCCUCCCAAUUGCUUUUGGGAUAUAACUGAGCUCCGCUGUGCAGAAACCAACGUUAGGGCUUUGCGACCAAUAUGGAUACAGAUCACCCUGUAAAUCCGUGCAUUUUGAUCUGUAUCCAUACUGUUCGUUUGUCAGUUGUAUGCUAGCGCUGAAAUUGAUAGACGAAUAGUAUGGAUAAAGGGAUGAACGAAAAAUAUGGUUGUUUACUGGUCUGGAUCCUUGCUGGCCAAAUGUGUAUGGGGAUGAACGAGCAAUACGGAUGAGCAUGGUCUGGAUUCUUGCUAGCCAAACGUAUCUGGGGUUGAACGAACAAUAUGAAUAGGCGAUGGUCUGGAUCCUUGCUGGCCAAACGAAGAUGGGUAUGAACGAACAAUAUGGAUGUGAGAUGGUCUGGAUCCUUGCUGACCAAACGGAUAUGGAGAUAAAUGAACAAUAUGUAUAUGCAUUGAUCUAGAUCCUUGCAGGCCAAAUGUAUAUGGAGAUAAACGAAAAAUAUGGAUGUGCGAUGUUCUUGAUCCUUGUUGGCCAAAUAUAUAUGGAGAUAAACAAACAAUAUGGCUGUGUAGUCAAGGCACUAACGAGACCAAGGAUGGAGGAAAAUGCUUUUCAUCUCCUUGAUCGGUCUGAACAAGUGAUGAUGGUCAGGCUCCGCUCAGGGCACAACAAGCUCAAUACUCACAUGUACAAGAAAUACAGACUGACAUCAUCGCCAACUUGUCCAUGUGGUGAAGAAGAUCAGACUGCGGAGCAUAUACUUCAGAGAUGUAAAAGGCAUGACCAGGAGCGAGCUGCGACUUGGCCGAUAGAUACCUCAAUCCGCCAGAAAUUGUAUGGAGGCAUUGAGGAUCUGCGACAAACCACAAGUUUCAUCGAGGCUACUGUUCUGACAGUGUAGUCGCGAACGAUAAGAAGAAGAACAAACAAUAUGGAUGUGUUAUGGUCUGGAUCCUCGCUGGCCAAACGGAUAUGGAAAUAAACGAACAAUAUGGAUGUGCGAUGAUCUAGGUCCUUGCUGGCCAAAUGUAUUAUGGGGAUGAACGAAAAAUAUAGUUGUGCACUGAUCUGGAUCCUUGCUGGUCACAAAGCCUUAACGUUGGUUUUCGCACAUUGUCAUCUAAAUAAUAAUGUGUUGACACAUAAAACCAAAUAUUUUCCCCUAAGCACUGAAAACAUGAAAAUAAAUAGAUUCUGAUUAUUAAUGGUUUGUGUAUUUUUAAAAGUCAUAGAUUUGCUUAUACACUGUAUGUAUUAUUAGUGUUUCAUUAUGUAGGGUAUUUGAGAAUUCACUGAAGAUGUGAAAAUAAAAUAUUUAUUGUCAAAAGUUAUAAAUUUAUUUUACUAGAUUGUUGUAUUAUGCAGGGUAUUUGAAAAAGCACCGAAAUUGCAAAAAUACACGAUAGACUGUAUUGAGACAACUCAAUAUAGUGGUUUAUGUAUUAUUAAAUGUCAUAUAUUUGCUUAUCUGUAUUUAAUGCUGAAGUGAAAGUUUAAUAUUGGUUAUUGGUUAAAGUAUUUUAUCAAUAAAAUAUCAUUA
This is a messenger RNA of Mercenaria mercenaria, 3537 nucleotides long. RefSeq names its product low affinity immunoglobulin epsilon Fc receptor-like. Gene Ontology annotation, molecular function: signaling receptor activity. The transcript is spliced from 3 exons. NCBI's taxonomy places the organism in Eukaryota, Metazoa, Mollusca, Bivalvia, Venerida, Veneridae. The coding region runs from base 151 to 1254 and encodes 367 amino acids. The record is from RefSeq and is a predicted model, not a curated record.